This is a messenger RNA of Alternaria incomplexa, 597 nucleotides long. RefSeq lists its product as uncharacterized. The transcript has a single exon. Bases 1 to 597 code for a protein of 198 amino acids. Lineage: Eukaryota; Fungi; Ascomycota; Dothideomycetes; Pleosporales; Pleosporaceae. The record is from RefSeq and is a predicted model, not a curated record.
AUGGGCCUCGAGGCGCGCUUGCCACCAAUCCAGCCGGAUGUGGACGCGUCAGACAAUGAGGCAUCAAACAGAGUAGAAGAUGUCGCGGAACUGCCAGUACUCACAACUUCACCGACAGCCCAUUCGGGAUGCUGUUUAGCUCUCAGCGAAACCCUCAUUGCCUACCUCGCCUCGCUCCUUCCUCAGCCUCCCGCGCUUGCUCUAUCCGUCGGAAGCGGCUUCGGCCUCCUCGAAAGCUAUCUCAUCACCAAACCCUACGCGUACCAUGUCAUUGGUGUUGAAGUAGAGCCGAGCUCGAACAGAUACUUGCCCUCUUCGAACCAUCGCGUCGUUCACGGCACGCGUUUUCUUGAGCCGCUCGCAGAGGAGGCUACGACAUGGCUUUUCGUAUACCCGCGACGCGUUGGGCUAGUACGCGAAUACCUUGCACAGUAUGGCCAGGACAGCGUGGACAGAGUGAUAUGGGCAGGCCCCAAAUCGGAUUGGGAUGACUACAAGGCAUGCUUUGCCGGAUGGACUGUGGAAGAGCAGAGCGCCGAGCAGAUCGGUGGAAGGGCAUGGGAACUGAUCGCCGUCGCACACAGGCCCACGUCAUGA